This is a messenger RNA of Protopolystoma xenopodis, 786 nucleotides long. Lineage: Eukaryota; Metazoa; Platyhelminthes; Monogenea; Polystomatidea; Polystomatidae. The record is from the annotation of a GenBank genome assembly.
AUGAUCCGACCUUUUCUGAGCGAAGUGAAGACCGAAGGUGGUGUCAGCAGCUACGAGAUACGCGACUUGACGCCUGGCGCCACCUACGAUCUCGAACUGUACGCCACCAACUCGAUAAAGCAGAAUACAACCAAAGAGUUCAUCUUCCAGACGCCUCUUGAUCCAGCCCAGAUGGGUCGCAUAGUUGCCGAGGCCAAGGCCCAUUUUCCUGCUCCUCCUCGCAGCAUCUCUGCCCUCUUAUCUCGCGCCAACCCUUCCCUUUCUGUAGCGCCAUCAACAAUCUGUCAUCAUGACAUCGCCUCCUUUCUCCAACGCAUUCCCGACUGCCUCUUUUCUGUCCAAGUCGCCUCCGUUCCUCCGGCCGGAUUCUUCUCCUGUUCGCCACCAUUCGACAUGUCGCUUCGUCCAACCUCAGACCAGACGAACGUAUUGGCCACCGCUGUGGGCACUUACCCACCACUUGGUCCCGAUAUAGUGGGCCGAUCACACCUGUCCUUUUCCCCACAACCCUUUGUGGCUUCUGAGACAGUCUAUCCGCCGACCUCUUCAUCUACACUAAGCUGUUUGGACACAUUAUCGGCUCACCCUUUGUUCCACUUCUGUCAGCUGGUUAUGCAGAGAAGAAAGGGUGUGAAUUACAGCACAACAAGAGUUGUAUUUUCGUUCGGACGCUUAAAAAGGACCAUCUUGAGAACACAUGAAACUGCAUUUAUUUUUCCUCCAGUAUUUAUUUUAUAUACACAUAUACACGUAUAUUUUAUAUACCCCUAUUCAAUGCUAGUGUGA